Melopsittacus undulatus (budgerigar) is the source of this 2410-nucleotide messenger RNA. RefSeq names its product nuclear receptor subfamily 2 group C member 2 (gene NR2C2). The transcript is spliced from 15 exons. Gene Ontology annotation, biological process: positive regulation of embryonic development; cell differentiation; positive regulation of transcription by RNA polymerase II. Gene Ontology annotation, molecular function: nuclear receptor activity; RNA polymerase II cis-regulatory region sequence-specific DNA binding; zinc ion binding. NCBI's taxonomy places the organism in Eukaryota, Metazoa, Chordata, Aves, Psittaciformes, Psittaculidae. The record is from RefSeq and is a predicted model, not a curated record. Bases 182 to 2071 code for a protein of 629 amino acids.
GCAGCACAGCCCCGGCCCCCCCGCACCCCGAUAGCCCCUUCACCACCGCCGCCGCCCUGCCGGGGUAGGGCCACCGCCGGGCAUCGCUGCCCAACACCGGCCCGCCGGGGCCCGGGUCAGGGUCACCGCCAGGGCACGUUUGGCGCCAGUUCCUGAGGUUCUCUAAUGAUCUUGUUUCACCAUGGCAACCAAUGUGGAGGUGCUGGCUCAGCAGGUAGUGGAGACUCAGCGGGUGGCUGAGGUGCAGACUGUUCAGACUUCACUCUCUGAAUCUCCAGUGAUGACCAGUCCUUCCCAGCGUAUCCAGAUAAUUUCCACAGACUCCUCUGUAGCUUCACCACAACGCAUUCAGAUUGUGACAGAUCAGCAAACAGGUCAAAAAAUCCAAAUAGUGACAGCAGUGGACUCAGCUGUGUCUCCAAAGCAACAGUUUAUUUUAGCCAGUCCAGAUGGAACUGGUGCAGGAAAGGUGAUACUGGCAACACCUGAGACAUCUAAUGCCAAACAGCUUAUCUUUACCACCACAGACAACAUCAUGCCAGGCAGAAUUCAGAUAGUGACAGACUCUGCUUCAGUGGAACGUUUGCUGGGAAAAGCUGAUGUUCAGCGGCCCCAGGUAGUAGAAUAUUGUGUGGUCUGUGGCGAUAAAGCAUCAGGUCGUCACUAUGGUGCUGUCAGUUGUGAGGGAUGCAAAGGUUUCUUUAAAAGGAGUGUGAGGAAGAAUUUGACCUACAGUUGUCGUAGCAACCAGGACUGUAUCAUCAAUAAACACCAUCGGAAUCGCUGCCAGUUUUGUAGGCUUAGAAAAUGUCUAGAGAUGGGCAUGAAAAUGGAAUCGGUUCAAAGUGAAAGAAAACCUUUUGAUGUGCAGCGUGAAAAACCAACCAACUGUGCAGCUUCCACUGAGAAAAUCUAUAUCAGGAAAGAUCUUCGAAGCCCUCUAAUAGCAACUCCAACGUUUGUGGCAGAUAAAGAUGGGACGCGGUCAGCAGGUCUUCUUGAUCCAGGAAUGCUUGUGAAUAUUCAGCAGCCUUUGAUCAGGGAUGAUGGCACAGUCCUCCUAGCUGCUGACUCCAAGGGUGAAACAAGCCAGGGUGCUUUAGGAACAUUAGCAAAUGUUGUAACAUCUCUUGCUAAUCUCAGUGAGUCACUAAAUAAUGGAGAUACUUCUGAAAUUCAACAAGAAGAGCAAUCUGCAAGUGAGAUUACACGGGCAUUUGAUACUUUGGCUAAAGCACUUAAUACCACAGAUGGUACAGCAGCUCAUAACUUGGCAGAUGGGAUGGAUCCUACAGGAGGAGGGAAUAUUCAUGUAAUCAGUAGAGAUCAGUCAACACCAAUUAUUGAAGUGGAAGGACCCCUACUUACAGAUACACAUGUCACAUUUAAGCUGACAAUGCCCAGUCCAAUGCCGGAAUACCUUAAUGUACACUACAUCUGUGAGUCAGCAUCACGACUACUUUUCCUCUCUAUGCACUGGGCUAGGUCCAUACCUGCAUUUCAAGCUCUUGGGCAGGACUGUAAUACAAGCCUCGUGCGUGCCUGCUGGAAUGAGCUAUUUACCUUAGGCCUGGCACAGUGUGCACAGGUGAUGAGUCUGUCUACUAUCCUGGCAGCUAUUGUCAACCAUCUCCAGAACAGCAUACAAGAAGAUAAACUUUCUGGAGACAGAAUAAAGCAAGUCAUGGAACACAUCUGGAAACUUCAGGAGUUCUGUAACAGCAUGGCCAAGCUUGAUAUUGAUGGAUAUGAAUAUGCAUACCUUAAAGCUAUAGUCCUCUUUAGCCCUGAUCACCCUGGUCUGACCAGUUCAACCCAAAUAGAAAAAUUCCAGGAGAAGGCACAGAUGGAAUUACAGGACUAUGUACAAAAAUCCUAUCCAGAAGAUACUUAUAGGCUAGCCCGGAUUCUAGUUCGCCUGCCAGCACUUCGGCUGAUGAACUCUAGCAUCACCGAGGAACUGUUUUUUACUGGUCUCAUUGGAAAUGUUCCCAUUGACAGCAUAAUACCUUACAUUCUUAAAAUGGAAACCGCAGAAUAUAAUGGUCAAAUAACUGGCACGUCUGCAUAGUGGGAACAACGCAAUGAGAUGGAUGAGAGUAGUUUUCACAAAAACGUAGAAUUAUGAAGUUAAAAGAAUAGCAUUUUGGUAUGUACAACUGUUUUCAACUUGUUACCAGUUUCCUGUCAGGUUUCUCCUUGUCUGUUUGCUGACAUUGACAACAUUUAAGCAGCUAUUGAAAGACCUGCUAUAGGACCUUUUCUGCCACAAGGAAUAUUUUUGAUGCCUUUCAUUUAAAAGGCUAUAGAUUACUGAACAUACUUUUCACAUGCUUUGUAUUUAGAAAUUAGUGGUGGUUAAAGAGAGUUUUAUAAUAUCAGAGAUUAAUAGUAAAAUUACUUUAAAAAA